Arvicola amphibius (Eurasian water vole) is the source of this 3935-nucleotide messenger RNA. RefSeq names its product endo-beta-N-acetylglucosaminidase (gene Engase). Lineage: Eukaryota; Metazoa; Chordata; Mammalia; Rodentia; Cricetidae. Gene Ontology annotation, molecular function: mannosyl-glycoprotein endo-beta-N-acetylglucosaminidase activity. Gene Ontology annotation, cellular component: cytoplasm. Gene Ontology annotation, biological process: protein deglycosylation. The record is from RefSeq and is a predicted model, not a curated record.
AGGAGCCGUCCACGGCGUUUCGCACUCUCCAUUGGCUGAGAGUGGCGGCGGGGGCAGGCCCAGGCCUGCGAUUGGCUGUUGGAGCAAGGUUGUCCCGAGGCCCCGGCGGCCGGCGGGCGCUAAACGCCAUGGAAGAAGCCCCGUCUGUGCUGACCCGGGGGGCUUUGCAGAGGAGGGGCCCCAAGACCCCGGAGAAGCAGGCGCAGGACCAGUCGGGACGGAGGCCGGGGCGGCGAAGGCCGGGGCGGAGGAUCAAAGAGGACCAAGAAGAGGAAACGAUUUUUAGAGAUGUGGUCAGUUUCAGCCCGGACCCUUUACCAGCUAGAUAUUAUGACAAAGACACCACCAGACCUACCAGCUUUUACUUCUCAUCCCUGGAGGACCUCCUGGCCUGGACCCCUGCCAUGGAGGAUGGAUUCAACGUCGCCCUGGAGCCUCUAGAGCGUCGUCAGCCCCCACUGAGCAGCCCCAGGCCCCGGACCCUGCUGUGCCACGACAUGAUGGGCGGGUACCUGGAGGACAGGUGAGGGUUCAUUCAGGGUUCGAAGGUCCAGAACCCCUACUCAUUCUACCACUGGCAGUACAUUGACAUCUUUGUGUACUUCAGCCAUCACACGGUCAAUCCCCCUGUGUGCUGGACCAAUGCUGCCCACCGGCACGGGGUCUGCGUGCUGGGGACCUUUAUCACAGAGUGGAAGGAGGGUGGCAAGCUCUGCGAAUCCUUCCUGGCUGGGGAUGAGCGCUCCUACCAGGCAGUGGCCGAUCGGCUGGUCCAGAUCGCUCAGUUUUUUCGUUUCGAUGGUUGGCUCAUCAAUAUCGAGAACUCCCUGAGUCCGGCUGCUGUGGGGAACACACCCCUGUUUCUCCAGUAUCUGACCACGCAGCUCCAUCAGCUGGUUCCCGGAGGUCUGGUGCUGUGGUAUGACAGCGUGGUACAGAGCGGGCAGCUCAAGUGGCAGGAUGAACUCAAUGAACAGAACAGGGUCUUCUUUGACUCCUGCGAUGGCUUCUUCACCAACUAUAACUGGCGGGAGGACCACCUCCAGAGGAUGGUGGCUCAGGCCGGGGAACGCCUUGUUGAUGUGUAUGUGGGCGUUGAUGUGUUUGCUCGGAGCAAUGUGGUCGGAGGCCGUUUCGAUACUGACAAGUCACUGGAGCUGAUCCGUAAGCACGGCUUCUCGGCGGCGCUGUUUGCUCCUGGCUGGGUGUAUGAGUGUCUGGAGAAGAGUGAAUUCCUUCAGAACCAGGACAAGUUCUGGAGACUGCUGGAGCGCUUCCUGCCCACACACAGUAUCUGCUCCCUGCCCUUUGUCACCUCUUUCUGUCUGGGGCUGGGGCCUCGAAGAGUCUGCUAUGGCAAGGAGCAGGCAGUGGGGCCCUGGUACCACCCUAGUGCCCAGGAGACCCAGCCCCUCUUUGGCGAACAUAAACUGGCUGGAGACAGUGGGGGCUGGGUGAAGACACACUGCUGCCUGGCUGACGCCUGGCAUGGGGGCAGCUCUCUGCUGCUCCGGGGCCUGAUCCCGCCUGAGGUUGACAACGUAGCCGUGAGGUUGUUCUCCCUGCAGGUUCCACUGCCACCCAAGCUCUUCCUGUCAAUGGUGUACAAGUUUGAAGGCUCGACAGAUGUUCAGGUGGCUUUGGAGCUUACAACAGGGGAUGCCAGCAGCUGCCACGUGGGUGGCAUAUCGGUGCUGAAUGCAGAUUCUGGCUCAAGGCACAGCCCCCGGCCCCUCCGGGUGCCCCCCACCAAACUGGCCAGGUGGGGCGGCCGUUGUGGCCAACAGCUCAGUGGAGGCUGGAUUCAAUGCUGCUAUGAGGUGAGCCUGCAUGGGUGCCUGCUUCAGGACCUCUUGGUGAGCUUUUCACGGCCACCUGGCAGCCGGGAGGAGAAGGGCUUCAUUUGCCGCCUUGGAGAGAUCCAGGUGGUUGAUGCCAACAGCCUGCUGGCCCCUCUGCCCCGGGUGCAGAAGGUCACCAUCUCGCAGCUCCGCUGGCUUCCGCUGAUCUCUGGAUCCGAGGGCCGCCCUGCCCAGCUCCUUCUCAGCUGUACUCUUCAGUGGUCCUUCCACCUGCUCCAAGCCAGGUGCUUCCGGAUUCACUGCCGGGAACAGACAGGAAGCAGCUCCACAACGGACGGGACUGAGAAGCCCAUGUUCCUGGGCCUGGCUUUUGCCAACCAGUACCGUGUGGUGGACUUGGUAGUGGGGGCCGCUAGAUUUGGGCAGGAUGGUCGUGUGGAGUUCCUGGUAGAGCCUGUCCCCAAGGAGGGCUUCCAGGUGCCUCAGGCCGAGUGGGGCAGGGCGGCCCUGGUCUACUCGGCCCCUCAGUGAGCCCACCCCAAAGCACGGUACCCUUCUUGCCUCAAGACUCGAGGUUUCCUCGUGGCCAACCACCCAGGGCUGAGUGGACCACGGAGUAUAGCUGGGUUCCCAGGCCUCACAGGUGAGUUACCUAGCACCCACAUCCUUCUGUGGAAUGCCCUCCAUGGGAUACAGGACUCAAGGGAGAAGAAGAGCAUUUGAAGUUUCUUUCAGAAGGUUCAGUAAAGGCUAUCACGCACAGUCUGAAAAGAUGCUUCUGUUGAGAAUGGCGGCCAUUUAUCCCUGCAGCUUUGACAAUCAGAGACAAACCUCACUGGUGACAGUAAGGACCCUGAGAGGCCAGGAUUUGUGAUGCUCCCAGAAGACCGAUGUAACACCCCUCAGGGUUGGCGUGGGAGUCGGGUGCUCACACAGUAGCUGGGAUGGUGCCCCCUAGGACUAGGAGCUCCGUCUGGUGGGCAUUGGCACCCACCCCCCUACAAGGUGGGCCAGUCAUACAUCAGACUACCUGUGUGGAUGGUGGCUUUGGCAGCUGACUGUCCCCGUGAACCCCAACUCCCUUGCCUGUGCACAGGCUGUCUGCCAUGGUGAAGGUGCAGAGGCAUCAGGUGCCACUAGGCUUCUUCCCCCGUGUCUCCUAGAGAUGGGUGAGCUUUGCUUCCCUCCAGGUGUGGCUACAUCCUUAGCUGUACAGAGCCCUGUUGACACUGGGCUGCAUGGAAACCACCCACUGUGUAUCUGGGUCUUGUGCUUCAUGCUAAGGCCACGAUCUCUCUCAUUCCUUCUGUGUUCAUAAAUGGGACCCUCUUUGACACAGCUCUGGGGUCUGACCUGUGGAUGCCAGGGCAGCCUGUCGCCAUCCCCCAGAGGUUGGAUGGGUGGUGCUUCCUCAGAGUCCUGAGUGCCAGGCAAGGAGGGCAAGGGUGGCUCCUGCCUGUAUGGGUUGAUGCUUCCGCCCAUCCUCCCUGAUUUUGUGGGCACUCUGUCUCUCGUGAGUGGCACCUAUAAGGACCUAGAACCAUUCUGCCCUGUUUCUCCUGUGAGUCUACUGGCUCUCACAGGGACAGGGGCAGGACAGGGCCUCUGGUCAAGUCCAGGCUACUCCUGUACCCUGGCAUGUGGCCACCAGCCUUGCAAGUGGGAGAGGAGCACCUUGCUUUCUCUGGUCUGUUGCGGGAACCUGCUCCCAGGACCCUGGCUUCCCCAGUCCCGGCCAGGGUACUAUGCCUGGAGCGGAGAGUCCACAGGCGGCAGGCAGGGCAGGUGGUGGGUUCUGGGGCAGUGCAGCAUUCCCGAAUGCCCUGCUUCCCUCAUGGUACCGAGGACACUUUUUAAAAGUGCUGGUUCCUUCAAAUAUUUUAUGCAGAGAAGGAGGGAAAAUUUAUAGUGGCAAUUAUUUUCUUACAGUCUGGUGAGCAAGCAAUUAGAAGUAAGGGGGCUUAGCAGAGCGUGGCGUAAGGCAAAGCCUCACAACCCCACUUCCCAGGAGCACGGUCCCCAGUCCCAGCAACACUGACUCCUGCGCAGGAAAAUUAAUCUGCCGGCAUUUAAGCCCGGGCCCCUCUGGUGGAUAUAAUCGCUUGGAAAUAAAUUAUCCAAUGUGAAAAAUGA